Cotesia glomerata is the source of this 741-nucleotide messenger RNA. Its product is annotated as proline-rich extensin-like protein EPR1. The record is from RefSeq and is a predicted model, not a curated record. The transcript is spliced from 2 exons. Lineage: Eukaryota; Metazoa; Arthropoda; Insecta; Hymenoptera; Braconidae. Bases 67 to 609 code for a protein of 180 amino acids.
CGGUCUAAUGCACAGAGUACUUACUCACCCUUUUGAGAUAACAGUGCUUUCAGGUUGUACGGUAGCAUGUUUAAGAUAAUUAUUCUGGGCUCAUUGUUGGCGUGUGCAAACGCUUACUACAACCAUGGAGCAGGAUUCGCUGACAACUACUACUACGGUCACUACGGGCCGGUUGCAGGAGCGCAUCCAGUGGCUCCAGUAGCUCCUCUGUACAAUGACCUUACGGGAGUGGCUCCCUACGUUCCUAAAACAGUGGCUCAACCGAUCGUGGAUCCCCUCCCGGCAGCCAGCAGACACGGAUUCCAUCUGAACCACCUCAAUCUGAACCACGGAUACUACCACGCUGGAGUUCACCCGCCUUCACCAUCACCUACACCAGCACCCACCCCGGCUUACGUCCCCCCUCCAGUGGUCGUUCCUCCUUCUGUUACUUACAACAACAACGUCGUUCCCCCCUCAGUGCAAAAUCUCAAUCACGCUGCUCCUGCUCCAGCUCCAGCACUUGUUCCAGCUAAUUAUCAGCACCAUGCUCUUAAUUACCAACACCGCCCUUACGCACCUAUUUACACGCAUGGUCAUAUGCACAACCAUGUGAAUUACGGGUGGUAAAAAUAUCAGCCGCAAAUUUCAAUUUAUUUCAUUUUUUAAACUAAUUUUUAGUUAUUAAUUAUUAAACAUGUAAGAUUGUACUAAAUUUAUAUAACAAGCACCUUAAAAUAAAGUACGUGGUAUCUUUAUUAA